ACAGACCCUGCGAUCCACAACCGAGGUCCUCGGAGGGGACACAGCGAGCGGUGGCGGCGCCGGUGACCGCGCCCCUGGCCGCGGCGUCAGUGCGUUGGGCCCCAGCGGGCAGCGCGCUGAGCACCUCGCUUCCCUCGCCGGCCGGAACUUCAAAGCCUUUCCCUGCUCAGCGCUCCGGUUUCCGGCUCCGGAAAACAGAUUUUUUUACUCUAACCCCUAUCCUCUUCGGCCUGUGAUGCCAACCUACGACCUAUAACAGUGCCUGGAAGAGGAAAAUGUUGAAAAGCAAAAGAGUCAGCUACUUACUGUUGAUUGCUGUUGAUCCAUUUACUAUGCUUACUAUGUGCUAGGCACUGGCGAGUGUUUUACAUGCCUGGCCUCGUUUAAUCCUAUCAACCACCUAGGAGCUAGUACUACUGUAUUAUCCCCAUUCGUAGAAAAGGAUAAUAACAAUGGGAACAAUAAUUGUAAUGGCAGACCCAUGUAUUAAGUUCUUUCCAAAGGCAGGCACCAUCAAUUAUCAAUUCUUUUUUUUUUUUAACUCAUAAAUUCUUGAGAUAGGCUUUAAUGUCCCAUAUUUCAGAUGAGGAAACCAAGGCAAUUAGGUAGUGGCAGAUGCAGAAAUAACACCUAUGUCUUCCUCACCCCAAAGCAUGUUCCUAGAGUUUUGGGAGCCUCCUUGAUGCUCCAGGAGGGACCCCUGCCCUGUCUGUGGCAGCCUCCCUGCUCCACCUGGGCAAGGUGUUCUGUGGCUUCUCAUCAGCCUGGCCUUGAACCACAGGUGCUUCACCAGCACAGCAGGAGGUAUGGCGGGCGUGGAGCAGCACGAGGGCACCAUCCAGGUGCAGGGCCAGAGCCUCUUUUUCCGAGAGGCUCACCCGGGCAGUGGGCAGGCCACCCGCUUCUCCGUGCUGCUGUUGCAUGGCAUACGCUUCUCCUCCGAGACCUGGCAGAACCUGGGCACGCUGCACAGGCUGGCCCAGGCUGGCUACUGGGCUGUGGCCAUUGACCUGCCAGGUCUGGGGCGAUCCAAGGAAGCAACAGCCCCUGCCCCUGUUGGGGAGCUGGUCCCCAGCAGCUUUCUGGCAACUGUGGUGGAUGCCUUGGAUAUGGGCCCCCCAGUCGUGAUCAGCCCAUCGUUGAGUGGCAUGUACUCCCUGCCCUUCCUCGUGGCCCCAGGCUCCCAGAUCCGGGGCUAUGUGCCAGUGGCCCCCAUCUGCACUGACAAAAUCAAUGCUGCCGACUAUGCCAGAGUGAAGCUGAUGUCACUCGCAGUUGUGAGCGGCCGCCUCUCCCGGGGACAAUGUGGGACUGAGCGGCCCAGCCGCCGCGCCGCCACCGCCGCAGGACAGCCCCAGCGAGGGCCAAUCGACAAGGGUCCCCUCUUCCAAGAGGUCAGAGCCGGCCAGGCCACAGCGUGGACGCACUCCCAGGCGGCCUCGGCCCCAGCCCCGCCUGACAGGAUGAGCGGCUCAGACGCGGGGCUGGAGGAGGAGCCAGAGCUCAGCAUCACCCUCACACUGCGGAUGCUGAUGCAUGGGAAAGAAGUGGGCAGCAUAAUUGGGAAGAAAGGAGAGACUGUAAAGCGAAUCCGGGAACAGAGCAGCGCCCGGAUCACCAUCUCUGAGGGCUCCUGCCCUGAGCGCAUCACCACCAUCACCGGAUCUACAGCAGCCGUCUUCCAUGCAGUCUCCAUGAUUGCCUUCAAGCUGGAUGAGGACCUCUGCGCUGCUCCUGCAAACGGGGGGAAUGUCUCCAGACCUCCAGUGACCCUGCGCCUUGUCAUCCCUGCAAGCCAGUGUGGCUCGCUGAUUGGGAAGGCUGGCACCAAGAUCAAGGAGAUCCGAGAGACUACAGGUGCCCAGGUGCAGGUGGCAGGGGACCUGCUCCCCAACUCCACAGAGCGUGCUGUCACCGUCUCUGGGGUGCCUGAUGCCAUCAUCUUGUGUGUGCGCCAGAUCUGUGCUGUCAUCCUGGAGUCCCCACCCAAAGGAGCCACUAUCCCAUAUCAUCCAAGCCUCUCCUUAGGUACUGUCCUUCUCUCCACCAACCAGGGCUUCUCCGUCCAGGGUCAGUAUGGGGCUGUGACCUCAGCUGAGGUCACCAAGCUCCAGCAGCUCUCGGGCCACGCAGUCCCCUUCGCCUCACCCAGCAUGGUGCCAGCAGGACUGGAUCCUGGCACACAGACCAGCUCACAGGAGUUCUUGGUUCCCAACGACCUGAUUGGCUGCGUGAUUGGGCGCCAGGGCAGCAAGAUCAGUGAGAUCCGUCAGAUGUCAGGGGCACAUAUCAAGAUCGGGAACCAAGCAGAGGGCGCUGGUGAGCGGCACGUGACCAUCACUGGUUCACCAGUGUCCAUCGCCCUGGCCCAGUACCUCAUCACUGCCUGUCUAGAAACGGCCAAGUCUACCUCUGGGGGGACACCCGGCUCGGCCCCCACAGACCUGCCUGCCCCCUUCUCGCCACCCCUGACGGCCCUGCCCACCGCUCCCCCAGGCCUGCUGGGCACGCCCUAUGCCAUCUCCCUCUCCAACUUCAUCGGCCUCAAGCCUGUACCCUUCUUGGCUCUACCACCUGCCUCCCCAGGGCCACCGCCGGGCUUGGCGGCCUACACUGCCAAGAUGGCAGCGGCCAAUGGGAGCAAGAAAGCUGAGCGGCAGAAAUUCUCCCCCUACUGAGGCCAGCUGAGGCACAGGCACGGGAGCAGGCAGGACUGCCGGCAGGGGGCUGCCUCCACUAUCUGCCCAAGGAGACUCCACCCCGGGGGGGGGGUCCCAAAUGCCGCUAAUGCCCAGACGCAUGGAUGCACCCCCCGACCCUGCCCCGGUCUGUGGGAGUUCCUGCUCUCGGAGUGGGGGCUGUUUUUGGCCCAGGGUUCUGGGAGCUGCAGCAGCCCCAGGGUAGGGGUCUUGAUCCCCUCUAGCUCUGUGCUUGGAUGCAGGGAGCAUCCUAAGUGCCCCCACUUUGCGGGGGUCACUCAUGCACUCCCCAUCCCUCAGGGCUUCCCUGCCUCCUGUCCCCCUGUGGGGAUCAGGGGGGAGGCCUGGGGGCGGCUGGGGGCCAUGCUUCUCUCCCCACCUCCCUGCAGAUUCCUGCUGCUUCCACUGAUACCCUUUUGACUGGAAUGGACUGGCUGGGCUUGGCAGAGGGCAGCCCGAAGAGGGGGCACUGCCAGGCAGCUGGGGGAGUGGCAUGGGGGCAGGGGCCGAGUUCUCAGCAGCAGACACUCUGUACAGUUUUUUCAAUUCCUGUUUUUGAAUAAAUAUUCUGAGAGACCAGGAAGCUGUGAAACACUGUGGGUA
Messenger RNA from Delphinapterus leucas (beluga whale), 3302 nucleotides. It is a transcript of the gene PCBP4, whose product is annotated as poly(rC) binding protein 4. The record is from RefSeq and is a predicted model, not a curated record. NCBI's taxonomy places the organism in Eukaryota, Metazoa, Chordata, Mammalia, Artiodactyla, Monodontidae. Gene Ontology annotation, molecular function: RNA binding.